Messenger RNA from Chanos chanos (milkfish), 1682 nucleotides. Its product is annotated as UDP-glucuronosyltransferase 2A2. The transcript has 2 exons. The coding region runs from base 82 to 1662 and encodes 526 amino acids. NCBI's taxonomy places the organism in Eukaryota, Metazoa, Chordata, Actinopteri, Gonorynchiformes, Chanidae. The record is from RefSeq and is a predicted model, not a curated record. Gene Ontology annotation, molecular function: UDP-glycosyltransferase activity.
ACUGCUGUGUCACUCUGUGAACUCUGUGUUCAGAACGUAUUGUGGAUAUAGGUUGGAAUUACUGUCUGGUUUUGGCUGAGGAUGCAUCAUUCAGUCUCUGUCACCUUGUUGUUGCUGUUGUUCACUUUGACGGUAGGAGAGGGAGGUAAAAUACUCGUGGUUCCAGUUGAUGGCAGUCACUGGAUAAAUAUGAAAGUCCUCAUUGAAGAGCUGCACGCCAGAGGACACCAAAUGACAGUGGUGCGAGCCUCUAACAGCUGGUAUAUCAAGGAGACAUCUCCCCUCUAUACUUCCAUUACCAUCCCAACCACAGGUGGAUUUGAUGAGGAUUUUUUUGGCCCUUUAGUGAGCAGUCUUCUGAAGCACAUGAGAGAAGAUUAUACUGGGUGGGGUCGCUUUAUGUUAGAACUUCAAGUUGUUGACAAGUUUGCUGAGUUUCACCGAGAUAUGAUCAAUAUGAUGACCACUGUGUUUGAAGAUGAAGCAUUAAUGACUUCCCUCCAGGACGCAAAAUAUGAUAUGGUUCUGACAGAUCCUGCAACUGGAAUUGGUGGUCUACUGGGACAUCGUCUUGGCCUCCCAAUGGUGUUUAAUGUCCGUUGGACGAUCCAUGGAGAUGGCCACUCUGCCAUUGCCCCCUCUCCUCUCUCCUAUGUACCUGUCCCAGGAGCAGAGCUGACAGACAAAAUGACAUUCUUCCAGAGAGUCAAAAAUUUCUUGACCUAUGUUUUUGCUCAAUACCAGAUAUAUCGCAUCAUCACACCCAUCUACCCAGCUUUCUGUCAACGAUUCUUUGGCCCUGAUGUAGACUACUUCUCACUGUUCCAGGAUGCUGACAUCUGGCUCAUGAGAAAUGACUUUACCUUUGAAUUCCCACGCCCAACGAUGCCCAAUGUGGUCUACAUGGGUGGCUUCCAGUGCAAACCCUCCAAGCCUCUUCCUGCUGAUCUGGAAGAAUUUGUCCAGAGCUCAGGGGAGCACGGUGUCAUCAUUAUGUCUCUUGGCACCCUGAUCAGUGAUCUCCCCAAUGAUGUUGCUGAUGAAAUAGCUGCAGCUUUUGCCCAACUGCCCCAGAAAGUCAUCUGGAGACAUACAGGACGCCGGCCUGCUACUCUUGGUAACAACACUUUACUGGUGGACUGGUUGCCCCAGAAUGACUUGUUGGGACACCCAAAGACCAAAGUAUUUGUGCCUCACGGGGGCACCAAUGGAGUCCAGGAGGCCAUAUACCAUGGUGUGCCAAUAGUAGGUCUCCCCUUAGUCUUUGAUCAGCCUGAUAACCUCUCCAGAAUGAGUGCAAAGGGAACUGCUAAGAUUGUGAAUAUAGCAACUCUGGACAGGACUGUGUUUCUGGAGGCCUUGAAGGAGGUCCUGUAUGAGCCAUCUUACAGAGAGAACAUGCAGAGGCUGUCAAGACUGCAUAGAGACCAACCAAUGAAACCUCUUGACCAUGCAAUAUUCUGGAUAGAGUAUGUCAUGAGGAACAGAGGGGCCCCUCACCUGCGCACACAAUCGUUCAGAAUGUCCUGGAUGGCUUACCAUUCUGUAGAUGUUAUACUGACUCUCCUGGCUGUUGUGUUGAUAAUAUCACUGACAACUUUUCAUCUAAUCAAAUUCUUAUGCAAAAGAAUUGUACUGAAAAUGAAAAUCAAACGUGAAUAGUAAAAUAAUAUUUUACACCA